Pungitius pungitius (ninespine stickleback) is the source of this 3721-nucleotide messenger RNA. RefSeq names its product milk fat globule EGF and factor V/VIII domain containing b (gene mfge8b). Bases 191 to 1648 code for a protein of 485 amino acids. The record is from RefSeq and is a predicted model, not a curated record. Gene Ontology annotation, cellular component: plasma membrane. NCBI's taxonomy places the organism in Eukaryota, Metazoa, Chordata, Actinopteri, Perciformes, Gasterosteidae. Gene Ontology annotation, molecular function: calcium ion binding; signaling receptor activity. The transcript has 11 exons.
UUGUGGAGCAGCACAACGAGCGCGAGCCACACUCACUCACUCACUCACACACUCACACACACACACACACACACACACACGCGCGGGAGCGACGGAGAGUAACGAGUCUGACCAGCUAACGCUAACUAGCGCCAACUAACGCUAACCAACCAACGACAAGACACGCGUUCACUGACAGCAACUGGCAGCCAUGGAGGAGCAGACGCGUCUUGUCCUUUGGCUGCAACUUUUCUCGGCUUGCCUGGUGUUCGGGGUGAACGGCGAUUACUGCAAGGUGAAUGUCUGCGUCAAUGGGGGGACCUGUGUGACGGGGGCCGGAACUCCCCACAUCUGCAUCUGCCCCGACGGCUUCACUGGAGACAACUGCAACGAGACGGAGACCGGGCCGUGCAACCCCAACCCGUGCAGGAACGAGGCCAUCUGCGAGCUGACGGGUCAGUCCCGCCGAGGCGACGCCUUCAGCGAGUACGUCUGCAAGUGCCAGUCGGGCUUCGACGGCGUCCACUGCCAGAACAGUGUCCAAGGGGCCGAUUUAAGUUCCAAACCAGAUGUCAACGACUGCGCCAGCCAGCCCUGCGGCAACGGCGGCACCUGCAGGGACCUGGAGGGAGAUUUCAAAUGCAACUGCCCCUCCCCUUAUGUGGGCAAACGUUGCCAGCUACGCUGUAUUUCUCUGCUCGGCAUGGAGGGAGGGGGCAUCGCCGAGUCCCAGAUCUCUGCGUCAUCGGUGCGUUAUACCAUGCUGGGCCUGCAGCGCUGGGGACCCGAGCUGGCCCGCCUUCACAACAAGGGGCUGGUUAACGCCUGGAGCGCCGCUGCCCACGAUAAGAACCCAUGGAUGGAGAUCAACAUGUUUAGAAAGAUGCGCUUUACAGGCAUCGUGAUGCAGGGCGCCAGUCGUAUUGGAACAGCCGAGUUCAUUAGGUCCUUCAAGGUGGCCUACAGCCUGGACGGCAAGACGUUCACCACGUACAGAACCAACAGACAGCGGCGGGACAAUUUGUUUGUCGGAAACGUGGACAACGACAGCACCAAGACGAACUUGUUCGAUCCCCCAAUCGUUGCCCAGUACAUCCGCAUCAUCCCUGUGGUGUGUCGCAAGGCCUGCACCAUGCGCAUGGAGCUGGUGGGGUGUGAGCUCAACGUGUAUUCCAACACUUCAGGUUGUUCGGAGCCGAUGGGCAUGAAGUCCCGCUUGGUGUCCAACCGCCAGAUCACGUCCUCCAGCACCUUCCGCACCUGGGGCCUCGAGGCCUUCACCUGGCACCCCCACUACGCCCGGCUGGACAAACAGGGAAAGACCAACGCCUGGACCGCCGCCGCCAACAGCCGGGCGGAGUGGCUGCAGGUGGACCUCGGCUCUCCCAAGAAGAUCACGGGGGUCAUCACACAGGGGGCCAAAGACUUUGGCUCCAUCCAGUUUGUCACGGCCUUCAAAUUGGCUUACAGUGAUGAUGGGCGGUCCUGGACAACCGUGAAGGACGAGAGGACCGGGGCGGACAAGAUCUUCCCGGGCAACAGCGACAACAACGUUCACAAAACGAACAUCUUCGAGCCGUCGUUCUACAGCCGCUACGUGCGCAUCCUGCCGUGGGAGUGGCACGAGCGCAUCACCCUGCGGAUGGAGCUUCUGGGCUGUGACGAGUAGUCCAGGUCCAGCCCCUCCUUUUUUCUACCUCCUCAUCCCUCCCUCCCUCUCUCCUUAUUCCCCCCCCCCCCCCCCCCCCCCCCCAACCCCCCUGAGCCACACCUGCACUGCCUUGCUCUCACCACCAGGGGGAGGCAAACCCCAGGGUAGCACACAACCACCUCCUGGCUGGUUGGCGGUGGGAGAAGUUGCCCCAAACCACUGUUACCAGUUGAGCUCACAGCCCUUUGUUCCUUUCCUGAAUCGAUCGCUCCUCUUUUCCACCUGAACCAAAUAUGUGAUCGAAGCAAAUAAUGCUUUCUGCUCUUUAGUUGCAGGAAAGACUACAAAUUGAUGCCAAAUGGUUAAAAAACUGAUUUGCCGUAUAUCUGUUUCAAAAUGAAGAGGCUGAACAUUUGAAUCUUUAUACGUUUCAGUGUUUCUCACAUUCCUCCUCAGUGGUUUGGACAGUAACACCCUUCAUUAGUUUAAACCUCUUCAGAGGGUUCACAUCCAACAUGUUGACAAAGAAUUCAGUAACAACUAUUUACCCGCUUCUUAUUCCUCUUUAAAGCCAAGACGCCUCAUUCGGAGGCGAUUCAAGACAAAUCUGUGUGAAUCACUUUGUGCCAACGCACCCUCAGACUUUUGUUUAUGUGGAUUUCUUUAGAAAUAAAACCCAGUUUACGGAAAACCGACACACAACACGCAGAACAAAGGAACGUUUACAGCCAUCAGAUCUGGUGUUGUGGGACAUUAAAGUCAGUCAACCAUCACAGUCGGAUCUGUUGAGCAGCGCAGCAGAUGUGGGCCUGACAGCCCGAGGAUGUGAUGAACAGAAAGAGUCUCAGAUCCUUGUUGAUUUUUAAAGGGAAGAGACGCUUUAUUCCUCCUGAGGAAUGUCACGACAGCCGCGGACGGAGCUCUACAUGCUGUCAUCAGCUGGUAUGACAUCAUACACACAACAUUUUUAAAGUCGUCCACAAAGAGGAUUAAACACUGGAGCAUUAUUUACCAAAAUGCACACAUUUAUGGUCCGUCUAGGUUUAAUUUGGCCCGUCUUUAACAGGCUGUUGUUGAGAUUAUCACAGAAAGUCCAUUUCACUGCUGACAGCUUUCGAUGAGCAUCACAAAUAAAGAGAUUGACAAUUGUUUUGCGGCUGCAAGUUUAAAAUUGAUUUAUGGUUGUUAUCGUCUUACUGCUCUUAAUCUACAGAGAAUGCUACUGAAACGUUCCUUAUUCUCCAUCACGCAUACACACACACGGCUGUGCUUUGAGUGGUCUUCACAUAGCUUCACUUCAUUUAUGGCACCUUGAUGUUUGUGUUUUUGACAUUUUGAAAUAUCUAAAAAUAACUCAAAAGAACAAACCGUGUAGUUGAAGAACAAACGUAGAAGCGAAAGAUAAACAUUCCCCUGGUUGAGUUGCCGUGGUUUGGUUGUGUAGUGUGAAUCUGUGACGUGCACAUCCACAGCUCCGCUGCUCUGAGGUCAGUUUGCAGCAUCCAUUCAGGGUCCCACAUUAAGCCUGCAGAUCACAGCUGAGGCGCCGCUGAUAACACAGAGAGGCAAACCAAAUCAAAAGAGAUUUUUUACGGUUGCACUGGACAUGUGAUGCGACCCGCCGCGUCGUCUGACCCCCCCCCCCCGUCGCAGUGUCCCAAAACCUCUCCCACCCCAUGAAUUAUGAAUUAUGGGCGCGUGCAAUAUUAUAGCGGGUUAGUUUAGAUAAUCAUAAGUAUUCAUAUUAAUUCAGGAUCCUUAGAAACAUGCAUGAGGGGACACCCGAGAGGUCGAGGCGUCAAACACUGUACAAUAUUUCUUAUUGUUGCAGACGGUUCCUUGAUCCCCCCCCCCCCCCCCCCCGCUUGUUAUCCACACUGCAUGCAUGUCAAUGACUAGUGUUACUGAGCUGAAACAAAAGAGCUUCAUUUGGUUUUCUCCAUGUUUCGAUGUUCAUUAACAUUAACAAGUAUUGUAGAUAUCUUUGUUUCUCCACUGUUCAGGUAUUCUGUGAUUAGAAGAAAAUGUUUGUGGUGUUAAAGGAUUUCUUGCUCUUCUGACUGUUGACCUCAUAGAAGUUUGACUGGAUUG